AUGGAGUCAGCCAACAACAGACUAUUAGAAGAUCAAUAUUCAAGACGAAAAAGGAAGAUAACCAUCAUCAUUUCUUUGAUCAUCUCAUUCACAAUCAUUAUCAGUUCAAUCAUCUCAGUCUUAACCAUCCUCAAGCACAAAGUAGAGUCUCAAUCACUCUCUAAUGCGCCUCCAAGCAAAGCAAUCAGAGCCAUCUGUUCUCUAACUCCAUCCCGCCGCUUAUGUUUCAAGCAGAUAUGGAAACUCCAGCAAAGCCAGGCUUCAUCGAAGAUUAAUCCUUCACAGAUAUUUGCUCUUUCACUCAGUGCUUCUUUUGAUGAGCUCACCAUCCUUAAUUCCCAAAGGCAGAGGGUAAUCUCAAAAGUCAAUGCUUCUUCUGCAAGUGUCUUUCCAUCUCUACAAGAAUGUGAAAGUUUGAUCAGUGAUUCCCUAAGACUUGUUAACAUGUCUGUGACAAAAAUUGGGAUUGUCCCCGAUGGCAACAUCUUUAAGGAAACAAAAACCGUUGUGGAUUUGAUGGAAUGGACCUCUGCUGCUAAGGAGAGUCUGGAGAGGUGCAGGGAUGAAUUGGAGAAUGAUAAUGAAGGAUUGGUAUCUGGAAAAUUUUAUUUGGUGAGAAUGAAGAUGCGGAUGCUUGUGACAAGGAAAUAUCUGGAGAAUAGCUCAGUGAUUUUGGCCAAGAUGGAUACUAUUCUGGACAUGUUUUAUCAUCCUCUCCAGAGUAUUCUGUCAAAUUUUAUGCUCAGUGCAAGUGGAUUUGAUUUUGGUGCAAUGGUCAUAAAUCUCAUCCAUAGGCACAACAAAUCCCAAGAAAAGCUCAAACUCGACCAACAGACCGAGUCACUCCGAGGUUUCUGCUCCGUGACUCGGUUCCCGGAUCACUGCCUCAACUCAGUCAUUCUCCUACCUGACAACAGCCCAGAUGAUAUUUUCAUCGCAUCUCUCGAUUUAGCUAUAGAACGAGUCGUCAACCUCACUGUUCUCGCGAGGGCUCUGAUCUUGCAGUCAAGUUCUGAUGCUGCUACUGAAUCAAGAAACGAGUCAGCCCUGUUCAGGUGCUCGAGUUUGAUCGAUGACUCUUUGAACCGGCUCAACAGAUCUUUGACUGCCUCCGGUGAGUCGUCGUUGUUCGGUCUCCGAGUUGACUCGGGGGAGAUGGAAGAACUGGUCAGGGAGAAGAGUAAGGAGGUGAGUUCGUGGGUGAAUAAGGCGGCGAAUGAUCUUUGGAGAUGUUUCGGGACUCUUGGGGAAGACAAUUCGACGGCUGUGAUUGAAUUGAGAAGUGGGGUGUAUGAUGGCACCAUAAUCUUAUCCCACCUGAAAAAUGGUAAAAACAACCACACCACCGAGUCACUCAGGCCAAACUCAGCAAACUUGAAGACCUUAUGUUCCGUGACUCACGACCCUGAGUUAUGCUUCACCUCUAUAUCCCCCGCCAUCGAGGAAACUGAAACCGACCCGGAUGAUAUUUUCGCCGCCUCUAUCAAGGUAGCCAUUGCUAAUAUCACCGGCCUGGCUCCGUUGAUGAAAGAAGUUUUACUGAGUUCGAACAUGAUUGGAGCUGAGUCAGCUCUGGAAUUCUGCACGUGGGCAUUCUCCGACUCACUGAGUCACCUCGAUAGGACUUUAAAGGCAGUACUACUGGAGAAAGAAGGAAACUACCGGGUCUUUUCUUCCGUUGACUUUGUGACGGUGGCGUGGACUUCUGAUCGGGGGGAAGACAUGAUAACGUGGCUGAUCAGCGCGUUGAGUGCUUUAGACAACUGUGGUGAUAUUUUGGAUGAGGUUGGGUCAAUGGCUGUAAAUGACUUGAGCUUGAAGGUGUACAGAGCUAGGGUGCAGGUCAACUACUGCAGCAGCUUUCUCUCGUUUAAAGAUCAGAUAUUGCCAUUUUUACUCUUUCAUCAGCUGAAAAAACUGACAAAAUGGUGA
Coffea arabica (coffee) is the source of this 1932-nucleotide messenger RNA. The record is from RefSeq and is a predicted model, not a curated record. Lineage: Eukaryota; Viridiplantae; Streptophyta; Magnoliopsida; Gentianales; Rubiaceae.